Messenger RNA from Rangifer tarandus platyrhynchus (Svalbard reindeer), 2157 nucleotides. NCBI's taxonomy places the organism in Eukaryota, Metazoa, Chordata, Mammalia, Artiodactyla, Cervidae. The record is from the annotation of a GenBank genome assembly.
AUGUGGGCGCCGAGCGGCCCGCCGGGGCCCGCGGGCUGGGACCGCCGCCGGGUGGGCGCCAGGCUGCGCGCGGCGCUCGCGGGGCUGCACGAGCUGCGGGGGCUGCGCGCCAGGCAGCAGGCGCGCGUUUGGGGCGCGCUGGCCGGGCCGCCCCCGCCCGGGCCCGCCGCCCCCCGCGGCCCCCGCGCCCACGAGCUGCGGCUGGAGGCGGCGCUGGCGGCGCUGCAGGAGCAGCUGGACCGCUUGAGACGCCAGGACGUCGGCCUGCAGACGCACCUGGAUCAGCUGGACCGGCAGAUCAGCGCGCUGCAGCUGGACGUGCGCAGGGGCCCUGGCGAGGCCGCGGACAGCGACAGCAGGCCCAGCUCGGGCUUCUACGAGCUGAGCGACGGCGGCUCCUGCUCCCUGUCCACCUCCUGCACGUCCGUGUGCAGCGACCACGUGUCCUGCUCCCUGGGCACCUUGCUGCCCGCCGCCCCCAAGGCCAGGCCUGGCUCGGGAGACUGCCGGCCCCGCUCGGCGGAUGAGACCGCCGUGUGUGGGGUCCCCCUGCCUGCAUGGGGGCCCCCGGCCGGCGAGGAGGGGCCAGGCCAGCUACUGCAGGAGGAGCCCCGGCCGCGGCCGGUGUCCACAGGUGACCUUGAAAGGAUCCUACCGGCCGACGUGGGGCUGCAGAAAGCCGGGGCACACCCCGCGGCCGCUCCCUUCCUCUGCCACGGUGUGGACCCCAAGUACCAGUGCGACCUGGUGUCCCGGGGCGGCCGGGAAGUGUACCCCUACCCCAGCCCGCUGCACGCCGUGGCCCUGCAGAGCCCGCUGUUCGCUCUGACUAGGGAGACGCCGCAGAGCGAGGGCCGUGUGCCCCCCCGCCCGCCCCCCGCCAGCCCCGCAGGCCCCAGCUCCGUCCGCUCCAGGCUGGCCUUCGAGGCUGGCCCCGCUGCAGCCUACAUUGAGCGGCUGCUGCGGCUGCGGGCCCGAGGGAGUGAGCGGGGGCCCCCCAUAGGGGAGGCAUCCCCAGCCCCGCCGCAGCUCGGUGCCCGGAAGGUGGACGAUGAAGAUGGCCUGGAGAAGCCGGCCUGCACCCCCGGGAGGGUAGUGGUGAGUGGGGCCGCCAGCGGGGACAGCCUUGCCCGGCCGCCACCUGUGCCCUCUGUGGGCACCCCAUUCCCCAGCAGCCAUCCCAAGGGGAGACCUGGCCCCUCGUGUGGGCACAUGCGCGGGGAGACCCGUCCAGACGCCCCCCAGCUGGCCUGUGGCCGGGCCCCCGCUCCCCGCUGCCCCGCUCAGCCGACGGCGCUUGCUGGCUGGACGGGCGGAGGCAGGUGGCCGAGCGGGCGAGUGGACGGAUGCUGCGCCCACCCCCACCUGGUUGCCAGCGGAGCUUCCCCCACAGGACCCCCCAAGACCAGGCCUGUGACGGUCAGGAGGGGGCCCAGCGACAAGACGCAGGGGCCUGGGAGGCCGCAGCUGCAGUGGGGGGCCCUCGGGGUCCCCCGGCCGCCCCCAGAGUCAGGGGGUGCUCCCCGGAGGCCCACGCUGGCCGCAGAGGCCCCCGGCCGGUCCUGCUCCGAAUCCAGCCUCUACCCCGUGUCCUUCUUUGUGCCCCUGCUGGUGGCGCGGCGGGAGGGUCACCGGGCGUCGGCUCAGGCCUUGUUCCCCUGGGAAGCCGCGCCGCUGGGGGCUUCCGGGGGUGCGGCGCGGAAGAGGCAGCGCCGGUGGCAGUCCUCGGUGGAGAUCUCGGCCAGGGCACGCCCAGACCCCGGCCUGGGGCCCCGCAGGCCCGCAGCCCGGAGAGGGGGCAUCCCGAGGCCCGUGUUUGCCAGGCCCAGGCCCCCGCCGCCCCCGCAGGACACCGGCGCCCGCAGCGCGUCGGAGGGCUCCGAAGGCUCGGCCGAGUGCGCCUCGCUGCUCCUCUCCACCGCAGCCGAAAGCAGCUGGGAUGAGGCCAGCGACCACACCGCCAGCCGCUUCGGGGACGCCGAGUCCAGCGGCAGCGACUCGGGGGGCGGCGGGCGGCCGGGCCAGCGGGCCCGCGCCAGCUCCAAGCCGGCCCUGCCCCCGGUGCCCAGGCUGUGCCGCGUCAAGGCCUCCAAGGCCCUCAAGAGGAAGAUCCGCAGGUUCCAGCCGGCCGCCCUGAAGGUCAUGACCAUGGUGUGA